UUUUCGCAAUACUUUUCAAUGUCAUUCGAUGCCAGCAAUAAAGGAAAUAUGAAAAUGUACCCAUUUUGUGUUCAGUAUUUGUCAGAAAUUGGAGUCAAAAAAGGUACAUUAAUUUAAUUCUUUUUUUUCCCCCAAUGCCAAAAAUGUUUGAUUAUCUUUUUAGGUAUCGUUGAUUUUAUUGAUGAUGCAAGUGAGUCAGCUACGAAUGUACACAAAAAUGCACGUGAAGUAUUGAAAAAACAUCAUUUAAAUGUGCAAAAUUUGACCACAAUCGGUGUUGAUAACACAAAUGUAAAUGUCGGAGAGCAGCACAGUGUAUACAAAUUAUUUCGUGACGAAUUUUCAGAUCUAAUUAAAGGAUCUUGUUAUAAUCACAUAUUGUACAACAGCGUCAAACAAGCACAUAAACUAUUGACCAUUGAUGUUGAAAAAAUUUUAUUAUCUAUUUAUGCACAUUUCUCCCGAUCUGCAAAACGAAUUGAAGAAUUAAAAACAUACUAUGAGUUUUACGAACAAGAUUAUCUGAAAACCAGUUUACAACUUCAACGCAGCUACACAACUGCAGUGGAUCUUCAUCGUUUGAUUACAUCGUUAAAAUUUGAACUGCAACAACGAUUAGAUUCAUCAUUUUUUGGUUCAGUGCCAUCUCAUUUAUUCGACGCAAUUAGUCCAUUUGGUUCUCCAGAAAUAGACCGUUUGACAUGGCAACAAGUUAUUGAGUGUACUGAACGAUUAAAACUAAAAACGCUAAAUGAAGAUCAAUUGUUUGACGAGUUUAAUGGUAUUCAAUUGACGUUUAAAGCCACCAAAGAUAAGAAAAUUCCACUUUACGAUCAAAUUCAAGCUUUCAUCAGUCAAAAAACUGGUCCACAGAAUACCGAAAUGAAAACAAUUUCGUCGUCUUCUUCUUCAUCGUCAUCACAAAAAAGCGUAUUUUCUCAAAUGAAAUAUCUUGUCGAUGAUCGUCGAAAUCGUAUGUCAACUGAAUUAAUCUCGGCGGAACUGAAAAUACGUCUAAAUGCACAGAUCUCAUGCUCAGAUAUCUACAGUUAUUCAUUAUCGAAGCCAGAUUUAUUAAAAUCAGUACAUUCAGUUGAGAAAUAUUCGUUUAAAAAACAGCGGGUUGAAUAA
Messenger RNA from Didymodactylos carnosus, 1131 nucleotides. Lineage: Eukaryota; Metazoa; Rotifera; Eurotatoria; Philodinida; Philodinidae. The record is from the annotation of a GenBank genome assembly.